This is a messenger RNA of Scatophagus argus, 2290 nucleotides long. RefSeq names its product free fatty acid receptor 2. Gene Ontology annotation, biological process: G protein-coupled receptor signaling pathway; cellular response to fatty acid. The transcript is spliced from 2 exons. The record is from RefSeq and is a predicted model, not a curated record. The coding region runs from base 382 to 1398 and encodes 338 amino acids. Gene Ontology annotation, cellular component: plasma membrane. Gene Ontology annotation, molecular function: G protein-coupled receptor activity. Lineage: Eukaryota; Metazoa; Chordata; Actinopteri; Scatophagidae.
GCGGUUUCGUCACAUUCCUCUGCAAGGCUGUCAAAAAAAAAUUCCACUGCUUUGUCACCGCACUAUAAGAGUCGAGUUUCUGUCACAAACGUUCACUUUUAUGUGAUACAGCUCAUCACAUAAAGGCAGAGCUCAAAGCCCUCGAGGAAACGAUGAGCGUUGGCUUAUCGGUGGGGACAGGGAAACCACACUGUCUCACCGGGUUUGUUCCGGGCCGCUGACCCAAUAAGAAGCCUUCGUCUCCUGUGGUUCCGGAGUGCCGGACAGAUCAACCCCCCCCCCCCCGCCCCGUGCUGCAGUGUAUUCAUUCCCUCCAGAGUCGAGGAUAUAAUGUGACACAUCUCAAUCCUUGACUGACUGACUGACUUCACCGAGGCCACCAUGCAGCACUGCCACACUGGACUGUGCCUGUCCGUCUACGUCAUCACCUUCGUCCUGGGCUUCCCGGCCAACGUCCUUGCCUUCUACACUUUCUGCAAGAAAGUGAGGCAGAAACCCCUGCCGAUCGACAUCCUGCUCCUAAAUCUCACCAUCUCUGACCUCCUCUUUCUCCUCUUCCUGCCCUUCAAGAUGCAGGAAGUGAUGAACAACAUGGUCUGGGACAUGCCCUACGCCCUCUGUCCACUGUCUGGUUUCAUCUUCUACAUGACCAUCUACAACAGCACCUUCUUCCUCACUGCGGUCAGUGUAGAGCGCUACCUGGGUGUGGCGUUCCCCAUCAAGCACACCCUGAAGCGGCGACCCGAGUACGCUGUCGCCGCCAGCGUCUUCUUUUGGAUUUUCUCCUUCAUCAACCUGAGCAUCGUGUUCAUCGUGCCCUUUAUCAGCUCCGACAACUCUGAGAAUAACACAGGCCGCAAUGUCUCAGCUGGCUCUGAUGCAGGUGAACCAAGGCGGGAGGUGUGUUAUCAAAACUUCACUCAGCAGCAGCUAAAUGUCCUCCUGCCUGUGCGUCUGGAGCUUUUCAUAGUACUUUUCUGCAUCCCUUUCCUGAUUUGCUGUUUCUGCUACAUCAACUUUAUCAGGAUUCUGUCCAAGCUGCACCACAUUGACCGGCGCCGGCGCCUGAGGGCCAUCGGCAUGGCUUUGGGAACGCUGCUGGUGUUCGCUUUAUGUUUUGGCCCCUACAACGUGUCGCACGUUGUCGGUUAUGUUCAAUGGGAAAGCCCUGAGUGGAGAGACAAGGCCCUGCUCUGCAGCACCUUCAACGCUUGUCUCGACCCUCUUAUUUUCUACCUCUCCUCCUCUGCUGUGAGAGGAACAGUGAGUAGAAUGAUGGAAGGGGUUAAGAGACGCCUAAGCAGGUGCAUGUCCUGUCACGUGUUUGAAGACUUCAGGGGGGCGAGCAGCAAGACUUCAAAAGAUAAGGAAAACACAGAGGACAUCGAUGCUAUCUGAGCUGACUGAAAGGAAGCUGUGAGCAGCUGCCUUCACUAAUUUGUUAUUUCUUCAUCCCUGGAAACUGGAAAUUAAUGACAUUUUUAUGUAUUUACACACAUGAAAAUGACUUACUGUUUACAGUGCAGUCCGUAUCACUGUUUGACUCUCUCAUGGACUUCCUAUUUGGAAGCGAGAUAAAAUCAGAAAACUCCUGUCUGUCGGAGUAGGUCAGUUUGUGUGUACUGUGUAAAACCACAGAGAGGCAGAGAUCUUCUUUGAACUUUCACAGUCAAAUGAAAAACAUAUCUUGCAUAACAGCAGGAUUUCGCAGGAUCUCUUCUAGUUGUAGGUGUCGUCGAGUGCGGCGACAAAAUGAAUAUCUAAGCGACAGCUUCAGACGUCAUGGCUAAGAAAUAAGAGCUAAAGCUUUCCUAACCUUGAACAGGGUAUGCAGUGUGUUUGAGACUGAGAUGCUCAUUGGUCGUCAGAUAUUCUGGUGAAUAAAAGACGGCUGUGAAGUGUGAGAUGCGAAGGAAGAUUCAAAUGUGUUAAAAAAUGAGCUUGUGUUGGGUUUUGCACACCCUGAUAAUAUGAUACGCAGCUAAUGUACAAUUUGCUUUUUAUGUGAACAAAUACUUGUGUUUGUUGUGUUUCUCAAGCAGAUUGUAGUUUAAGCAGGCUCAUAUUGAUACUUACUUAUUUAAUAUCAUCUACUCAGAAACAUGUUACUAUGUAUGACACACAUGGUUAACCAUAGGUGGUACUAAACUUGCAUUCAUGUAUGUAUACAUGUAUGAAUGAGUGUAAUAUGUGUCUAAAAGCAGUUGUUAUUGUCUAAACAUGGAGGCAUGGAGGCAAAACAUGUUUUCAUACUCAAAUCAUAUAAAAAUAUAUAUUACAUCAUUUACAU